AGGACGUUGCGUGCUCGCUCGCGCCAGGCGAGUCUCCGCGUCUCCCUCGCGAACUCGGUGAAAGGAAUUGGCGCCGUUCGACACCAGGCGGGUCCGCUCUGCAGCACGAACCCACCUCCAGCCGCAGCCGCAGCCGCCGCCCGGGCCGACGAGCAGCCGCAGCAGCCGCCACCAGUGGCCGAGCGAGCGGAGCCGAGUUUGAGCCAGCGCCUAGCGGUGAAUCGGGGCCCUCACCAUGAGUUCCUCGCCUGUUAAUGUAAAAAAGCUGAAGGUCUCGGAGCUGAAAGAGGAGCUCAAGAAGCGGCGCCUUUCCGACAAGGGCCUCAAGGCCGAGCUCAUGGAGCGCCUCCAGGCCGCGCUGGACGACGAGGAGGCCGGCGGCCGCCCCGCCAUGGAGCCCGGGAACGGCAGCCUCGACCUGGGCGGGGAUUCCGCCGGGCGCUCGGGAGCAGGCCUCGAGCAGGAGGCCGCGGCCGGCGGCGACGAGGAGGAGGAGGAGGAGGAAGAGGAGGAGGAAGGGAUCGCCGCGCUGGAUGGCGACCAGAUGGAGCUAGGGGAGGAGAACGGGGCCGCGGGGGCGGCCGACUCGGGCCCGAUGGAGGAGGAGGAGGCCGCCUCGGAAGACGAGAACGGCGACGAUCAGGGCUUCCAGGAAGGGGAGGAUGAGCUCGGCGACGAGGAGGAAGGCGCGGGCGACGAGAACGGGCACGGGGAGCAGCAGCCUCAACCGCCGGCGACGCCGCAGCAACAGCCCCCACAGCAGCGCGGGGCCGCCAAGGAGGCCGCGGGGAAGAGCAGCGGCCCCACCUCGCUGUUCGCGGUGACGGUGGCGCCGCCCGGGGCGAGGCAGGGCCAGCAGCAGGCGGGAGGUAAGAAGAAGGCGGAAGGCGGCGGAGGCGGCGGUCGCCCCGGGGCUCCGGCGGCGGGAGACGGCAAAACAGAGCAGAAAGGCGGAGAUAAAAAGAGAGGUGUGAAAAGACCUCGAGAAGAUCACGGCCGUGGAUAUUUUGAGUACAUUGAAGAGAACAAGUAUAGCAGAGCCAAGUCUCCCCAGCCACCUGUUGAAGAGGAAGAUGAGCACUUCGAUGACACAGUGGUUUGUCUUGAUACUUAUAAUUGUGAUCUGCAUUUUAAAAUAUCAAGAGACCGCCUCAGUGCUUCUUCCCUUACUAUGGAGAGCUUUGCUUUUCUUUGGGCUGGAGGAAGGGCAUCCUAUGGUGUGUCAAAAGGCAAAGUCUGUUUUGAGAUGAAGGUUACAGAGAAGAUCCCAGUGAGGCAUUUAUAUACAAAAGAUAUUGACAUACAUGAAGUUCGGAUUGGCUGGUCACUAACCACAAGUGGAAUGUUGCUUGGUGAAGAAGAAUUUUCUUAUGGGUAUUCUCUUAAAGGAAUAAAAACCUGCAACUGUGAGACUGAAGAUUAUGGAGAGAAAUUUGAUGAAAAUGAUGUGAUUACAUGUUUUGCUAACUUUGAAAGUGAUGAAGUUGAGCUCUCCUAUGCAAAGAACGGGCAAGAUCUUGGCAUUGCCUUCAAAAUCAGUAAGGAAAUUCUUGCUGGAAGGCCACUCUUCCCGCAUGUUCUCUGCCACAACUGUGCAGUUGAGUUUAAUUUUGGUCAGAAGGAAAAGCCAUAUUUUCCAAUACCGGAAGAUUACACUUUUAUCCAGAAUGUCCCCUUAGAGGAUCGAGUUAGAGGACCAAAGGGGCCUGAAGAGAAGAAGGAUUGUGAAGUUGUUAUGAUGAUUGGCUUGCCUGGGGCUGGGAAAACUACCUGGGUCACUAAGCACGCAGCAGAAAACCCCGGUAAAUACAACAUUCUUGGAACAAACACCAUAAUGGAUAAAAUGAUGGUGGCAGGUUUUAAGAAGCAGAUGGCUGAUACCGGCAAGCUGAACACGCUGCUGCAGAGGGCCCCACAGUGUCUCGGGAAGUUCAUUGAGAUCGCUGCCCGCAAGAAGCGACAUUUCAUUCUGGAUCAGACCAACGUGUCUGCCGCUGCCCAGAGGAGAAAAAUGUGCCUGUUUGCAGGCUUCCAACGAAAAGCUGUUGUAGUUUGCCCAAAAGAUGAAGACUAUAAGCAACGAACACAGAAGAAAGCUGAAGUAGAGGGGAAAGACCUACCGGAACACGCAGUCCUCAAAAUGAAAGGAAACUUCACGCUGCCGGAGGUGGCUGAGUGCUUUGAUGAAAUAACCUAUGUUGAGCUGCAGAAGGAGGAGGCCCAAAAACUUUUGGAGCAAUAUAAGGAAGAGAGCAAAAAGGCCCUUCCGCCAGAGAAGAAGCAGAACACUGGCUCCAAGAAGAGCAAUAAAAAUAAGAGUGGCAAGAACCAGUUCAACAGGGGCGGUGGCCACAGAGGACGUGGCGGGUUCAACAUGCGCGGCGGAAAUUUCAGAGGGGGAGCUCCUGGGAACCGCGGCGGCUACAACAGGAGGGGCAACAUGCCGCAGCGAGGCGGCGGUGGCGGCGGCAGCGGCGGCAUUGGCUACCCGUACCCUCGCGGCCCCGUGUUCCCCAGCCGAGGCGGCUACUCGAACAGAGGCAACUACAGCAGAGGUGGAAUGCCCAACAGAGGGAACUACAACCAGAACUUCAGAGGACGAGGAAACAAUCGUGGCUACAAAAACCAAUCUCAGGGCUACAACCAGUGGCAGCAGGGUCAAUUCUGGGGUCAGAAGCCAUGGAGUCAGCAUUAUCACCAAGGAUAUUAUUGAAUACCCAAAUAAAACGAACUGAUACAUAUUUCUCCAAAACCUUCACAAGAAGUCGACUGUUUUCUUUAGUAGGCUAACUUUUUAAACAUUCCACAAGAGGAAGUGCCUGCGGGUUCCUUUUUUAGAAGCUUUGUGGGUUGAUUUUUUUUCUUUUCUUUUUUGUACAUUUUUAAUUGCAGUUUUAAAGUGAAUCGUAAGAGAACCUCAGCAUUGUGCACGAUAAGAGAAUGUGUCAGUAUUUCAGGGUUCUACAUUUUAUCUGUAAAAUGUGACUUUUUUUUUUUUUAUCACAACAAAAGUAAAAUGUUGCUUUGUACCUGGUGUCUUUUAUUAAGAAUUUACUCCCCCCAUUUCUCACAGAGAUAACAGUCGGGAGUCAUUGUCACAAUAUAAUAGAAAUGUUAGCAGCCAGAUCCGUGGGAGGACCGCGCGGUCCCCAGGAAUCGCCUGAGACUCUGUACCGCCCCUAGGACACUCCAUCCUCUCUGUAGCCUGCCGCGCGGCGGAGGGGGAAGCUCAUCGUAGUUCCUGACCAUAACUGGGAAGUCUCUUUUCUUUUUCCUUUAAAAUAACAACGGAAUUGGCACAAUUGGGAACGAAGAUAAAACUUGGAACCAAGAGAGAGAAGAUGGAGUGUACGUAGAAGGGCUGUUCUCAAUGUAAAACUUUGGUUGCAUUAUUUGUGGAGGCUCAAACUUGUGAAGGUUAAAUACCAUAAUUUUUCCAUUUGUUCUGCAUUUUGAUUCUAAAAGAAAGCUGGCUUUGCCCAUUUCUUAUUAAAAAAACUUGUUGUAAAUCCAGUUGUCUAAUGGGAUCUAUAUGAAGUUAGCGAUGUCUGUAUGCCCUUCUCCCACAAAAUACUGUACCACUAGUGUGCUUGUAGUACUUUACUCCACCGUCUUUGUAAGCUAAUGAAAUUGUGAGUCACCCAUUUAUAUCUUAAUUUUUAAUCAUGUCAGUUCUUGAAUGGGUAUCUCCUUAGCCUGCUGAUUUCUUUUUCUUUCUAAAGAAAGUGGGUGGAGAAAUUAAUUUAGACGUUUGUUUGCAAUAAAAAGAAUUCAUUUUACUCUCGUUUUGGGAUUCUCGCCAUCAAGGUUCAAAAUCCCUUUAUAAAACUCCCAAGAGGAGGAAAUUUAAGUGUGUGCUCUCUGGACAGCUUAUUCUGUACUCUGUACUUGCAACAUUUAGGUUUUAAAAACUUAAAUGUAUACUGACCAUUGACUUUAAUUAAGUAAAGUUGAAUCCUUCCUUCCCCUCCCCCCCACAGACGACUUAACAUUUAACGAGGGGAAAAGGUGCACUGGCUGCUGGGAGAAGUUAACCCUCUGUUUACCAUCUUUACGAAAUGCUAACGGCUGUCCUCAAGUGAAUAUCUUAAAUACGCAUAUAUGUGAUACGUGAGACUCUGGGAACAGAUGCUUUUAGAAGCCAUCAUGCAAGCCAGUCAUUUCACGACUACACAACGCUGCUAACUUAACUGUAGCUAUGUGACCGCAUUAGAUCCCCUAAUCGUAAUUCUAUUGGGUUUGCACAGAACACUUAAUCUUCUAAAGGACCCUCACUGAUGUGAAGUGAGGAAUCAGGAGUCAAACUGUAGAACUAAAACUUGACUUCAGUCUAGAACUUGGUUGGUGUUUUAGGCUGCUUCUGGAAAGUUGAGGUUCGUGUGUUAUUUCUGUUGGCUUAGACUUUUGUUUUUAGCCCUCUUCGAUUAGACUGUUCACUUCUUCAGACUCUGAGGCAUUCUGCUACCGGCUGAGUGGGAGUGGAGUUUAAAUGGCGGUGUAGGUUUAGGCUGAUACAUUUUGGGAACAGGCUAAUCCUGGAAUUACCGUAGAGCAUACUUAACAGUACAAGAGAGCGUCUUCGGGGUUUUUGGUUUUUUUAGCAGUUGAGUUUAGUGCUAGCAAUCACUGGCAUUAACUGUAUCAUAUCGUACACGCUAUGAUUAUUCGGAUUGCGUAAACCUACCCAGGGGAAGAAGAGGUUUCAACCUUGUUGCUCAUCAGUGCUCUAGGUACUUUGGAAAAAUCUUGGGUCUCCCUUCUAGCUUAAGCCUGCUUACCGAGGAAUUCACCCUCUGACGGUAGUGGGGGAGCAAGGGCCCAAGUCACCCUGUUUGGCAGACCGCCUUCCCUUGCGUAGCCCAGGAGAGUUUGGGAAGACCAGUGGAGUAGAUGAAAACCCUGUCCGGGAAAGUGGUGACAUGGCCAGCAGCAGUCUCCAGAGGAGAAUGAAAUCUGCCUGGAAAGGAAUAAUCUUCGUGUUUGGGGAAUUUGGGAGAGGGGAGUGUAGCGAAUAGCGAGCAAAAGGGAGAAACAAGAAAUGCCACUUGGCGGAGUAAGAUGUAUGUGUGACGGGGAAACUGGGUACAUUGCCUGCCCCGACUCCAGGUGGUCCCUCCGUGGCAGCAAGAGCCCAGUGAACAAGAGCUAGCUGGUGCUUUUCCCUAGAAAGUUCCGCGGGUGGUCUUGUCUGCCCCGAGUGAGGUAUUGGAUCAGAUUGGUUAAUCAGGAAAGAGGGCAAAUCACUGCCACGUAGAAACGAAGUAACAACCCUUGUCCUGUAGAGCAUUUGCCUCCUUGAUGGUGGGUUCCAUCUUGUCGCUCCUGUCUGGCCUUCGGCGGAGGGCUCUGGCUCGGACCUAGGAGGCUAGGACUAACUUGUGGCCCUUCGUGGCCAGACAGUAAGAUGAAAUCAUAGAAUGAAGCACGAGUGAAGUCAGUCUGGCAAAAGGAAGCUGUAUUAAAUUCACAAAACCAGAAGCUCACGCUUGCCCAGGAUAGACUCUGAAAAUAAGGGCCAUGUCCUGAGCACUGACAACAAGGUAUUAAAGCUUCUUAAAGACCACUUGCUUUGAAAAAGCAUGUAAAAUUUUUCCAGGAAAAGUAAUAUUGGAGUACGUUUUCCACCUUCUGGAGAAUUAACGUUCAUGGACAUACUGUGUUCUGUAUUUAAUACGUGCAUCAGUUGUGGGAGUUGAAUGACAUUUUUCUGUAAGCUUGAUACAAAUUGGCUUUUUGUCCUAGGCCCAUUUUCAUAAUAGGUCCUGUUGCACAAAUAAAAACGUAUUCCCAUAGCUUUUUAAGCUUGGGAUAGACUUCAGACACGUACAAAGAACGGAUUAUAGGUCUAUAGGAGUGUAUCUGGUACUUUUAAAAAAAAAAAAAACCCAGAAUAAACUUCUAAGGAAGCUAUAAACCUGUCUCUUACAGCCCAAGUCUUAGUUUCUGGUACCAGACAUAAAUGUACAUCUUAAAACCGUUUCCACGAUUCCCUUUGUACACGUAAGUAUACAGUGGCUUUUUAAAAGUGGGUGGAUGUAGCAGAGAGAAGUUCGCCACCCCCAACCCCCAGAAUAUUCCUUGAAAUACUCUGGAAAGAGGAGUACAAUAUUCUUUCAAAAGCCAGGUUUACCUACAAUACCAAAAAUGGUUUGAGUCUAAACUUUGUCGUCCUUGGUGUUCCUGGGGCUUUCAGAGAAGCAGCUUAACAUUGCAGGAAUGGUAGAUCCAGAGCAAGGAUAUGGAUUGUUCAGGGCCUUGGCAAUAGAUCACGAUGGUUAUGCACUGGCAUUAAAGGGAACACUGAAUUAGUAUUUGGACUAACUGCGUUAGCUUGUCAGUUUGAAUUUAUCAGUUACAUCAAACUAGCCUCUUUGAAUUUGAAUGGUAAUUGCCUAAACUUACCUAAAACUAUAAUGCCCUCCUGCUACGUGGAGCCUUUUGUUUGGAUUUAGGUUUGAAUUUUCUUCUCAGCCCUUUUUUCUUCAGCGUCUACAGUAAAACACGGGGGUUGUGUGUGUAACCAGGUUAGUGGUUUUUUUUUUUUUUUUUAAGAGGUUCCCUGAUGCCGGUGUAUUUUACCCUGGUGCCAGAACUGCAGGUACAUGUUAGACAAAUCCUAAAAAUCCUUUAUGCAGCUAACUCAUGUUGAAGCGAGUGACCUCAGUCUUGUCUUAUUUUUUUAACUUUGUUGUCGAAGGUAAACUCUUCAGAAUUAUUACAGAAGUGAUCUAAAAGUGUGCCGAUUGAUGCAGUGUCUAUCUCUUGAGCGUGUUGGGGUAGACAGAAAAACCAGGACCCCCGAGUAUCUCCAAAGUUUUAAUUCUGUAUAUGCAAAAUCGAAGAGUUGAAAUAACCUACCUAAACAGCUAAUGAUUGUUUUGCUAAAAAUACGCACGCUACUUUAUUUGGUCAUUACACUUAGUCGAUUGCAACACGCGUGCGGCUGGAGCCCCCAGACGAGCACUUAAGAUAGGUGAGAGAUGGCUGACAAUGUGCACAUAGAGUAAGUGACAUACACAGUCACGUCCUAACCAGCUGACUAAAUAUAAAAUGAGUAUGUCUAGUGCGUCCAAGGAACUUAGUCUAGAAGGCUCAGUAGAUUGUAAGUACUGUGUUCAUAAUGUUAACCAGAAUCAUUUUAAAAAUACUUGUGUAUUUUGUGAAGUUAGGUUGUGCUGUCCACGUGGAAAGCUGAAUAACUACAAUUUUUUGGUAUUACAUAGGUCCUGGGGCAUUCGGUUGUGACUGUAGAGCAGUUACUUGUAGGGGAACAAAUAAAGCCAGCCCGUCAGUAAUCUGCUUGGGAGAUAACUAGGGGAGUUAUCGGGACAAGGACCUUUUAACUGUGUUUAAAUUUGUACUUACUUAAUUAUUGCCUAGGAGUAUCACGAUUUUUUUCUCCCCUUUCAUGCCAGGAUUCAGCGUAUACUUGCAUCUUGACAAGGAACAGGGGUUUUGCUUUUUUAAACAAAGCUGGAUGUGUGGGUAUGAGAAACAAUAUUCUAGAGUCAAAAGCGGUGAGGUAAAAACAGUCUAGAUAAACAGAGAACGUGUCUCAGAGAAGAUUCACGUUGGCUGCACCGUUACCAAUUGCAUCGCUGUACCUGCGUUCUCUGGAGCAUGUCUGCUCCAUCAGCGCAGGCCGGACGGCUAGCCUCGCUACUUGAUAAACACGGAGCUGUUGAUGGCAUGCUUUUCCCUGCCAUUCCUGUAACAUGUUGUCCAUGAGCCCACAGGAAUUGGCUUUGCGCAGUGAAAUACUCGGCACUUGCCAAGCGCCUCAGGAGCACACUCAACAAGUUAGGGUCAGCAAAAAAAAUUAAAAAGGCCAAGAACAGCAAGGUGGCCAGUAUAGUCUGCUGACCUGAGCCAGAAACCCCUUGAAGUUGUUAUUAAGGCAUCCAGAGAGGUGAGGGGAAAAUCGGAACUUCAGAAGAAUGUUUACUAGAAAGGCAACUAACGAUAAUUUUUUUAGGUAGCUCUUAAUAGAAGGUAUCCUUACGUCUCCGUUGUCUAGUUGAAGGGAGUGGGAGCGUCAUGGUCAAGUACAAUCAAAGAUUCCAGCCUAAUAUAUCUAUUUUUUUUUAAGUAAUAAAGCAAAAAAAAAAAUGCUGAUUGAAAUUUCAUCUCCUUUUCCUUAGUCUGUCCAUGUGAAUGUGCUGUGUGGAAGAGUAAAGGGCCCAACUAAAUGUGUUCCAGUGAUUCCAAUAGGUAUUCCAAAUUCAUUGCUGCUUGUACAUUUCAUACUUGUUCUAUCGGGCUUCCAGGAUCACCUUAAUUAGAGGUCCCUUAUUUAAAAGUACGGGAUAGGGAGAUGUUGGUAACUGAUGGGCUAGAUUUCUAGAAACCGGAAGACCAGGUUUUUUUCCUUUUGCCCUUCGCACCCAGGUGUGCUGUGUAGCUGUGUUGGUAGGGUGGUGGCCCCCCAAUAGGGUUAAGGCUGCGUAUGCAAAUAGAGCUGAGUCCUUAAAAGGUUAGAUCCUUAGUUCAAAUUCCUUCUGUUGUUAACUUUCUGGAAGACAUUCAUUUUCAUAUACUCACUUGUAGAGUUUACUGAAAAUACUUUAAUUCAGAAAACUGUCCAGGACACCUACGUCCUUGUUUUCCCUCCGUCUUUCUUCUGCAUCUGUGCUAACUGCACAAAUGCUUUGUUCUUCAUUAGUUUAUAAACAUGUCGAAAAUAGAUUGAGAUCCUUUUGGAUAAUGAGAUAGGACUCGAUACCAAAAUGGGAAAAUCAACAAGGAAGUAAAUUUAAUUGUGAAGACAGAAGGACAAAAAAGGCUCAGUGCGAGCUCUCUGAUAGUGCCGGUCCAGAGCAUGUAAUUUCUCAUUGCCCUGAAGUCGUCCUUUAAAGGCUUGAUAAGCUUAGAGGGAAAUCUGUUGGGUACUAUAGUGAGUUGAAAUGUAGCUCAAUGAAAUAGAGCUCCACUGUGUCCCCUAAAAAUCUAAUGGCUCCUCAAAGAGCAGACUACUCUGUUUCAGACUAAAAAGUAAAAACCUGAUUUUGUUCACUGGAGGAAGAAAACCCUUACAAGAAAAACAUUUGUUUCAGAAAUGAGCUUUGAAUUCGGAUAGCAAAGCAUAGCUUUCAUAGGACUUGGCCUCACGGUCCACAGGGAAGAAAUGUGGAAACUGCUCCAUUAAGAAACUAGAAUAUACAGGUUGUUUAGUAGAUUGUCUAAGGAGAGGCCAUACAAUAGGUUUAUAGCACAUGGAACGUAACUAAGUUUUUCCUAGGAAAGUGGAACAGGUACCCGUUGUUGUAACAGAAGCAUGAACAGAAGGCUUUUUAAAUUGGUGCCUGCUCAUAUUAAUGUAGUCGCUGCUGGUUUUGUCAAAAUAGAAAUACUUGGGAAACAAACGGCUUUAUUCUAGAAAAUGAGUAAGGCAAGCAUACCUGCAACAAUCUAGUGCCCGCGGUUCCAGCUUCAACAAGUAAUACCUUGAGAAAGAGCUUUGUGAUGAGCUUUGUCCCUAAAGCUUCCUAUUUUAAGAGAAAAAAGAUGGACCUUCCUGCAUAAAAUCGGCCAUGUAAGACGCCAGCAUUUGGGUGGUAGAGGAUAUUGGUGUAUUGUGUUGUCCGGGUUGGAUGACCACUGGACCAUAUUUUAAGAUGCUUCCAAAAAUGAUUCUAGAGAACCAAUUAAAAAUCGGCAUUCUAGCACUCACUUUAUUUUUUCUACUUAUUAAGACUUUCUGUGUACCCAAACUGUAGUACGUAUAUUAACGUGACUUUUAAAGGGGUGCCUUGACCCCCAUCCACUACAGAUUUUUAUCUAGGAAUAGAAGGAUUCAAACCCCAUUUGAUCCCUAGCUCUUUGCUGAAAAGCGCAUAAACAGGAAUCCUGAAUUUAUUAUAUAGACCUCCUCGCAUUAUAUAAUCGAAGCAAAGGGAAUCCAGCGAUGGAGUAUAGAGGUACGUAGACUAAAAAGAUGCUUGCAAAUCAAAUAACGGUACUAGGAAUAGUUAAAAUUUCUUUGUUGCCAAACUUGGUCAUUAUAAAUCACAAGUCCAGAGAAAAGCUGCUAGUUAAUUUUCACUUCCCUGAGGUCCUUUUAACUGUGACGGAAAAGCCAAGUAGUCGAGGGAGGGGUGAGGGAAGGGGGGAAAUGCAUAGAGCAACUAGAAAGACUUAAAGCAUUGUAGAUAAGCCACGAAACGUUUUUAAAACUACUAAUGACCACAAUUCUAUUUUAAUCAGCUAUUUAGCUGGUAUCUACUGCUAGAUCACCUAGUGUGAAGUUUUGGAAUUAAUGGAACAGUGAAAGCUGCAAUGCACCUGCAGGCCCCCCUCUGCAGGCAUGGAAGGUCUCCAAUUUAUGCAGUAAACUCUGCUGUGAAAAUGAACUAACCUUGUUAUUGGUGAAGGCCUUGGAAAUUUUUGCCAGCCGAGAGGUUUCUUUUACUCAGGGUAAGAUGUAAUCCUAGAACGGGAGCGCUAGGUGGGGAUUUAGGUGACUUAAUCCAAUUGCCCAAUUUUAUGCAUUGCCUCCAUCUAUAAAUUGGAGCCGAGAACGGGAGUGACCUGCACACACACAGCGUGUUGAAGGUCAGGUUUGAUUAGUACGCCUCGGUGCCCCCCACUCACGCAGAUACAGCGCUCCCUCGUAACACGUGAGUAACCCAUCACUUUGAAUAUCCUAGACUGGAUUCAGCGUGGACUUGUGUCUGUGGCCAGACGGUCUUGGAACCUGCAUUUUCCUUUCCAAUAACCUCUCCUAGUGAGUGUUCACGUCCUGCCUUUGGUGGCCACUGGAUGACUAGAAUAUCCUCGGGAUAUGUGCUGGACAGUGGCAACUGGUAAACCGCGUGGCCUGCGCGCCCUGCCCCUCGGGGGGACAGCCACAGGGAAGGUGGGCAUAGGAGGGAAGGUGUUCCCUCUCGUGAAUCCAACCAAGCAGGUGCUCCCCACUUACUUUUGAGAAGUGGGACAUGACAGAAUAAAGUCCCAGGGUAUCUUGACCUUGCUCUGUUUCUCUAGCUCACCAUGAUAGCCAAGUUCUAGGACCGUUAAUACCAGAAUCCUGUCUGCUGGUCUGUUUUCAGACGUAUCGUUUCUUAACCAGGAAGACCCCUAGCUGGUGUUCUGUCUUCCUUAAAAGAUUUUCUUGAAAAGUCAUGUUGAUACUUACUGAACUGAAAAAGAAAUAAUUCCAUUGCUUUGAAAAGGGAGUUUUUUCCUGAAUGAAUAAAUGCUGUGGACUUGG
Molecule: messenger RNA, 11209 nt
Organism: Hyaena hyaena (striped hyena)
Lineage: Eukaryota; Metazoa; Chordata; Mammalia; Carnivora; Hyaenidae
Gene: HNRNPU
Product: heterogeneous nuclear ribonucleoprotein U
Exons: 15
Coding region: 236-2713 (825 amino acids)
Biological process (GO): regulation of chromatin organization; negative regulation of telomere maintenance via telomerase; positive regulation of attachment of mitotic spindle microtubules to kinetochore
Cellular component (GO): inactive sex chromosome; telomerase holoenzyme complex; kinetochore
Molecular function (GO): snRNA binding; ribonucleoprotein complex binding; RNA polymerase II C-terminal domain binding
Source: RefSeq, a predicted model, not a curated record